AUGAAAUAUUUUUCAAUAGUUCUCGAUGGUACUCCUGACUGUAGCCAUGUUGAGCAAAUGACAAUAAUUAUUCGUUUUGUUAAAGUUGAUUCAUUGAAAAAGGAGUUUAGUAUCAAAGAACAUUUUUUAGUCUUUGUACCUUUAAAGAAAACAACUGGAGCCUAUAUGGCAGAAACGAUAAUACAACAACUAGAAGAAAUGGAGUUACCUAUUGAUAUGUUACGUGGCCAAGGCUACGAUAAUGGCGCAAAUAUGAUAGGCAAAAAUAAUGGUGUUCAAAAGAAAAUAUUAAACAUUAAUCCUCGAGCAUUGUUUGUUCCUUGCAGCGCGCAUACUCUUAAUUUGGUUGUCAAUGAUGCUGCAAAUUGUUGUCUAAUGGCUACAAGUUUUUUUGAUAUUGUCCAACGUGUGUAUGUAUAUUUUUCGUCUUCAACACAUCGGUGGGUAGUUUUCACUAGUCAUCAACCUACGUUAACUGUUAAACCUCUAAGUGAAACAAGAUGGGAAAGCAGAAUAGAUGCUAUAAAGCCUUUGCGAUAUGAACUUGGUAAAAUAUAUGAUGCACUGCUAGAAAUAGCUGAUGAUACUUCUCAAACUGGAUCCUCAGGAAGCACUGCACGCAGUGAUGCUAAAGCACUUGCGAAUAGUGUUGCAAAGUUUAAGUUCGUGGUUUCAAUUGUUGUAUGGUACAACAUACUUUUUGAAAUCAAUAUAACAAGUAAGCAGCUCCAAGCUAAAGAUUUGGAUAUUCAUGCUGCUGUACAACAAUUACAACACACACAAGCCUAUUUGGUUGACUGUAGGAGUGACAUAGGUUUUGCAAGAAUGCUAGUGGAUGCUGAAACUGCUAAGGAUUUGGAGGUACCACCAACCUUUGAGGCAGAACCACGAUUACGGCGGAGAAAAAAGCAAUUUGCAUAUGAAGCUGAAGAUGAGCCUGUGCAAGAUCCAAAACAAAAUUUCAAAGUGAAUUUUUUCUUUGCUAUACUUGACACAGCAAUAAGGUCGGUUGAAGAAAGUCUACAGAGUAAAACUUCACAAGAAAUAUUGGAAUGUUGCAUGAAACUAGAAUCUGCUUUACAACAUGGUGAUAACAGAGAUUUAGUUGCAUCAGAUUUGUGUGGCGAACUACAGUCUUUUGCACGACGACUUUCUGAAGAAACAAAGUCUCCUUAA
Hydra vulgaris (swiftwater hydra) is the source of this 1176-nucleotide messenger RNA. Its product is annotated as zinc finger MYM-type protein 1-like. The record is from RefSeq and is a predicted model, not a curated record. Lineage: Eukaryota; Metazoa; Cnidaria; Hydrozoa; Anthoathecata; Hydridae.